Messenger RNA from Egretta garzetta (little egret), 4109 nucleotides. It is a transcript of the gene FBXW5, whose product is annotated as F-box and WD repeat domain containing 5. Gene Ontology annotation, biological process: protein ubiquitination. Lineage: Eukaryota; Metazoa; Chordata; Aves; Pelecaniformes; Ardeidae. Gene Ontology annotation, molecular function: protein binding. The record is from RefSeq and is a predicted model, not a curated record. The annotation marks the transcript as partial. The transcript has 8 exons. Gene Ontology annotation, cellular component: SCF ubiquitin ligase complex; Cul4-RING E3 ubiquitin ligase complex.
CACCAGCUGAGAGGCAGUCUGUGGGGACCUGCUGACUGGAGCCCUCGCUGCCAAGCUGCCGUCUCCUGGUAUGAUGAGUUCCAGAGGCUCUAUGACACCAUCCCCUGUGUGGAAGUGCAGGCCCUGAAGGAGCACAGUGACCAGGUUUUGCACCUCAGCUUCUCCCACUCUGGCUAUUUGUUUGCAUCGUGCUCCAAAGACUGUACGGUCAAGAUCUGGAGCAAUGAGUUGGACAUCUCCCUGCAGCACAGCUCCAACAUGAGGCCAUACAACUGGAGCUACACACAGUUCUCCCAGUUCAACUCUGAUGACUCCCUCCUUCUGGUGUCAGGUGUCUUUGUGGGGCCUCACAACUCCUCCUCAGGAGAGAUUGCUGUAAUCAGCAUGGAGAACUUCACACUGCUUUCCAGGGUGAGGAAUAAACCCUAUGAUGUGUUUGGCUGCUGGCUGAAUGAAACCAACUUGAUAUCUGGCAAUCUGCAUCGGAUUGGGCGUAUAACCUCCUGUUCUGUGCUGUGGCUGAACAAUGCUUUCCAGGGCAUAGAGUCUGAGAAUGUGAAUGUAGUGAAGAGACUCUUCAAAAUCCAGAACCUGAAUGCCAGCACUAUCCGGACCGUGAUGGUGGCUGACUGCAGCCGGUAUGAUUGCCCGGACCUGCUCCUGGACUACGAGGAGCAGCUAGCUGCUUCUUCCACCUGCCCAGUCUUUGAUCUUGGCAGUGACAGUGAGGAAGAGGAGGCCAAGCCCAAGCAGACUCCGGAGCCAGCAGUACAGGAAUUGCCAGAUGAAGGGGGUGUGACAGCAGAGGACGGGCUGCAGCAGUUCUUUGAUGAUAUCAUGGAGGGCCGUGUGCGGCCUGCCAUGACCGAGACAGAGCUGGAGACGAAGGUGGCUGAGCUGUUUGUACGUAACAGAACUAAACCGCCUGAGCUGAACCUGCUCUCCGCGGACAGCAACAGCAAGACAAAAUACUUGAUCUUCACCACAGGAUGCCUCACCUACUCCCCACACCAGAUAGGGAUUAAAAGGAUCCUGCCCCAUCAGAUGACGACUGCCGGGCCGGUGCUUGGGGAGGAAAGGCGCUCGGAUGAGUUCUUUGACUCACUGGAUCACGUCAUUGACAUCCAUGGGCACAUCAUCGGCAUGGGCCUCUCCCCUGACCACAGGUACCUGUACGUGAACAGCCGUGCCUGGCCUCGGGACUGCAUCAUCUCCGACCCAAUGCAGCCACCCCCCAUCGCCGAGGAGAUCGAUCUGCACGUGUUCGACCUGAAGACAAUGAAGGAGGUGAAAAGAGCCCUCCGCGCGCAUCGGGCCUACACACCCAACGAGGAGUGCUUCUUCAUCUUCCUGGACGUCAGCAGGGACUUUGUGGCAAGUGGGGCAGAGGAUCGUCAUGGCUAAAUCUGGGACCGGCACUAUAACAUCUGCCUGGCCAAACUGCAACACGACAAUGUGGUCAACUCCGUGGCAUUCAGCCCGGUGGAGCAGGAGCUGCUCCUGACAGCCAGCGACGACACCACCAUCAAGGUGUGGCGCUCCCCUCGUGCCGUGCGUGUCCAGCAGGCCAGGAAGCCCAGGCCCAGAAAACUGCUCUUCUCCUGGCUCAUGAACCAGAAAAGCUGAACCCAGGUACACCGGCUCCUGCAGCUUCCUCACUGCAGCCACCUCCUCUGGAGCUUGCAGAGCUUUGAGCCCUGCACAACAGAGAUGAGCUCUGGGCAUGCGAAUCCCAUCUGCCGAGUCAGGAGGGACCCCAGUAGUGGGAAUUGCUUCCUCCUUGGAGCAUCUGCUUCAAAGACAGAACGUAAGAGCCAAGGGCCUGUUCCUGGGCCUGGCGGGCAGCAGCCUGAGCUGGUCACUGCAGGGUGGGCUCCCCACAGCUUCUCACGAACGCUGCUACUUGGUCACAGCUCUCUCUCUAGGUGAGCUUUGGUCUCCAAAACCAGGCUGAGACGUGUUUCCAGCAUUUGUACUGUGUGAGCCUGGGACGUGGCUGACCUCGCUGAGAGCUACCGGCUGCAGAGCACUUGGCAGAAGCCAUGGUACAGUGCUGUGCUGCCUUACUGCAGGACUCUAUUAAAAUAGUAGUUUUAUUAACGUUUGUUUGUCCCAAACCUCCACGGGCAACUCGUCUGGCUGCUGGGCAAUGGCCGAAUGUCUCCUCCCAUGGGGUGUCGUGGCCCUGGGGGGCAGCAGGGAGGGGAGAGUAGGGGGGAGGCAGGACUGGGUGGGGGCCUGGCUGGUGUCUGGUGUGACCCCCAGGGGCGCAGCCAGUUCCCUGGUGAUGCCUCCUGUUAGCGCAGCUACGUGUCAGUAUCACCAGUGUCCAACCUUGAGAGCGGGGAGGGCUGGUGGUGACACGGUGCUGGCAUUGCCUCUGUCUUCCUCUGCAACGUAGCACUUAAAUAAGCUAUGGCAUGAGUAACGUAUUUAUUCUAGGGGAUCUGCUGUCCCUCCCUGGGGCAGCCGUGAGGAUGGCUGGCAGGUCUCAUGGUCACCUCCCACCCACGCUACUUGAGUCGUGACACUUUAGCUUCUCUUGGUUUAUUCUCAGUGGUGUGGGCAACCGUGGGUGGCUGCGGGUGUUCACCCACAGGCAGCCGGGGGAAUGCAGCCCUCCUCUGCCUGAAGCAACAGUUGAAUAAGCUUCCUUCCACCGGGGCUGGCUUGCCGUGGGUUUGGUGAUCAGCUCCUCCCAGGGAUGCCUCUGAUGGUGGAGCUGCCUCACUUGAAGCAAUUGCAAACUCAGUGGUGUUUACUAUGUGUGUCUGUCCCUGAGGCUUUUCUCCCUCCGGCAGGUACCCAGAUGUAAGAGUCUAAAAUUAUGCUCCUAAUCUUGGCUUGGCUGGCAUGGCUGGGGCUGGCAGCGACCCCAGGAGCUGCAGUCACUCCUGGGAGCUGGGCUCUGGGCUGCGUCUGGAGAGGAGCCACGUCCCUGCCAGGGCCUGGGGGAGGCGUUUUGGGACUCCCCUGGGAGCAUGGGGGCAGCUGUCUGUGCCACUCACAGCCGUGGGUUGCAGACAGACUCAAGGGAGGUAGCAGAUCCCAUCCUGAUUUGCACUGAUGGCUUUACCAGCUCCUGCAGCCCUUGGUGGGAGGGUUUGUACUCUUGUUCUGCUCUGCCCCAGGAGGGGCCCGUGGCUUUAUCCAAAACCCUUGUACUCAGGUUUUCUGUCAUUGUAGGACUUCCAGAACCAAGGGAGUCCCCUUGUGUGUGUGUGUGCGUACACAGGACCCACAUCCUUGUCCAGUCACACAGCAAAGGAACAGCCUCUGCCUUCCUUCCUCCUCUCCCAAGAUUGUGAAAUCUCUUCUUCCUUGGCUCGGCGUAGCGGUGAGCAAGGCACUGAGGGGUUAUGUUUGUACUGAGUUUUGCUCUUCACUAUGGCAUUGAAUAAAUAUUCUGCUAAAGCAUCUCUGCAAUGCCAGUUUGUUUUUCUGAAGCAGAAUUGAGGCCAGAAGUGGCAUCUGCUGGGUGCUGCAGAGUGACCAGGGUGGUGUUAACCUGCCCUGGGGCUGGGGUGCAGGCAGGAGGCUGUGAAACAAUAGGAGGGGAGGAGAGAGACAGAGAUUUGCCCAAAUCUUUGCCCUCUGGGAGGAGUACAGGAUAGCCCUGGGGAAGGGGAGCAGCAGUUCAUGGCAGCCUCAGGAAAGCCCUGCUCUGCCCAGGCCAAGCACUGCAGGCCAGGCCAUGGGCUGGAGCAUCCCGGGUUCUCUGUGGCCCUCCUUGGCUUCUCAUUUUCCCAAGCACUGAUGCUGGCCAAGUAAGCAGGGAGCAAGCGCCGGGGCUAGCCCCGUGCUGCAGCAGCAGUGGGAGCUGCAGUGCCCACAUCCCCUUACAGCCUUUUGCCCUCUUGGUGCCUUGCGCAGCAGUUGCACCUGCAAGAAGGGGUCUGGCUGCUUCUGGAGGGGAGAGCCCCCUUGGGUACCCCUUGUGUUGGGCUCCACUACAGCCAUGGGGGUAGAGGCAGCUGCUGCUGCUUCCCAGCAUGGGUUUAGUCCCUGGGCUGGUGCUAUAGCCCCAGAGGGGCAGGAUGGGGCCCAGCACAGGCACUUGGCUCCUAACAGCUACGGGAACCCAGCCUGUCCUCAAGGAACCCUGGCUG